Molecule: messenger RNA, 3279 nt
Organism: Eimeria mitis
Lineage: Eukaryota; Apicomplexa; Conoidasida; Eucoccidiorida; Eimeriidae
Exons: 8
Coding region: 1-3279 (1092 amino acids)
Cellular component (GO): nucleus
Source: RefSeq, a predicted model, not a curated record
AUGCAGGAGGGGGGCCCCCCGGGGGGCCCCCCGGGGCCCCCCCCUGCAUCUUCUUUGGUGGCUAUGCUGCUGCUGUGCGAGCAGAUGCUGUGGGCCCUCCUUGAGGCCCUUCGCUGUCUCCUCAGGGGCCUCAGCAGACACCAGGGGGGCCCCCAUGGAGGCCCCCUGGGGGCCCCCUUCUCCCCCCGGGAGAUCGCUGCCACUGCAGCGGUAUAUGGAUGCCUCGCAGCAGCCCUGCAGCACCUGCAGCACAUCGAAGCAACCGGGGGCCCCACAUAUGGGGCCCCCCCCCCAUGGGGGCCCCCCCCUGCUUAUGCAGGGGGCCCCCUAGGGGGGCCCCUAGGGGGGCCCCCAGGGGGGCCCCCAGGGGCCACGGAGGCGGCGAAGGGGCAGCUCGCUCAAAGGGCCCCUGUUGCUGUCUUGCCAGCACCAGGAGGGGGCCCCUCGGGGGCCCCCUGGGGGGCCCCCUCGGGGGCCCCCCGCAGUGUAGCUGCGGAGGUGGUUGGGGGUUUGCUGCUGCAUGCAUUGGGGGCCCCUCAGGGGCCCCGUCUUCCUCCUGGGUGUGUAGGCAGUGGUUUGUUUUGGGGGCCCCUAGAUAGAGAGAAGAGGGGGGGGGCCCCCACGGGUCUCUCUGCUUCAUCGGGGUUGCUGCUGAGGGCCCCCAUACCCCUUAUCAUCGCUGCGUUUCAGCACGACCCGGCAGUACCCUCUGGGGGCCCCCCCCCUGUGGGGGCCCCCCCGCAACAGAGCCAGGGGGGCCCCCCUGCAGCUGCAGCUAACGUGGUGGCAUGGGGGGGCCCCGAAGAGGAUGGGGGCCCCCCUACAAGCAGCAGGGGGGCCCCCGCUGCAUGCAGACCGCUGCCUGCAGCAGGGGCCCCCAGGGCACUGCUGCAGCUGCUUGAGAGGGUCAUAUGGGAGGCACAGGGAGACUGGGGGGCCCCCCCGGGGGCCCCCAUACUGCGGCAGCGGGGUUUACUUAGCUCUGCUGCUGCUGCUGCUGCUGCUGGUGCUGCUGGUGCUGGUGCAGUGCAGCAGCAGCAACUGCAGCAGCUGCUGCAGCAAAAACAACUCAGGCUGCAGCAGCAGCAGGAUGCAGCAGCAUCAGCAGAAGUGGAAAGGCUUGUCUUUGCUGCUGCAGUGCUAGCAGCAGCUCGCGCGGAGGGGGGGCCCCCCAAGGGGCCCCAGGGCCCCUUCUUCCUGGCUUUAUCUCUUAUAAGCGAUGCUUUACUCAGCCGCAUUGAUGCUUUCCUUACAACUGUACCCUAUGCACUUGCUGCUUCAUGGGGGGCCCCUGGGGGCCCCCCCCCUGUUGCUGUCUCUUUUGUUCAUGAGGGCCUCGUAGCAGCAAUAUGUCAUCAUCUGAUGAGGCCCCUGGGGGGCCCCCCUUCAGUACCAUCAGUACCCUCUUUGGGGGCCCCCAACAAGGGGGCCCCCUUGGGGGCCCCCCACCUCUGUGAUCUCAUGAAGCAGCUGGGGGCCCCCCACCCCCCUUUCUUUCGCUUCCUCUUCUCUCACUACAGGCCCCCUUGGGGGCCCCCCUGGGGGCCCCCAGGGGGGCCCCUAGAGGGGCCCCUAGAGGGGCCCCCAAAGAAACACGGGGGCCCCUUGUCAGGCGGAAGCAGCAGGAGGAAAGCAUGCAGCAGCAGCAGCAGCAGCAGGGAUCUAUACAGAAGCAGUAGCAGCAGCAGCAGGGGGAGGAGCAGCAAUGGCUGCAGCAGCAGCAUUACGUCGGCGCGGAUGGCAGCAGCAGCAGCAGCAGCAACUGCAGCAGCAGCACAGAAGUGUAUGGCGGAUGCAGCAGCAGCAGCAGGAGCGCUUGAUGCCUCUGAUAUAGAAGAUGAGGGGGCCCCCUGGGGGCCCCUAUUAGACAGCUGGGCGGCUUCUGUUGGGGGUACCCAGGGGGCCCCCCCAGCAACAUCAGGGGCCCCCCCACCAAGCCCGCAGUGGCUGCAGUACCUUACCCUUCUGCUGCAGCAGCAAACACAAGCAGCACCAGCAGCAGCAGCAGCAGCAGCAGCAGCAGCAGCAGCAGCAGCUGAAGACAUGGCAAUGCUUGGGUUUGCACUGCCGUACUUCCCGCCUCUAUCGAUGCUUCCACUUUCGUACCCUACAGCAAACAGGGGGGCCCCCCAGGGGCCCCCAGGGCAGAGCGGGGGCCCCCAAGGGCCCCCUGAGCAGUUCGCUCCGCCCCACAUACGGGGGGCCCCCCUUGCUGCAGCAUUUGACAUCAGCUGCAGCAGGGCCCUGGGGGCCCCCCAGGGCCCCCCCCCCCCUGGGGCCCCUCCAGGGGCCCCCACCGGGGCCCCCUAUGCCGACAGGGGGGGCCCCCAGGGGGGCCCCUUGAAGGCCUUUACGGGGAUGGAGGCGGCGCGGCUGUGUAGACAGUCGCUUACUGCUGCUUUGGGUUUUGCUCUUCUUACUAAGGUGCUGCUGGCCCCUGCAGCAGCAGCAGCAGCAGCAGCAGCAGCAGCAGCAGCAGGUGGAGCAGGUGGUGGGACUGGUGGUGGUGGAUGUGCAGGGAGUGAGCAGCAGCAGCAGCAGCAGCAGCAGCAGCAGCAGCAGCAAAGUGUUAAGGGCCGGCGUUGCAGGCUGCUGCUGCUGCGGCAGAGGCCUGCUGCUGUUUAUUUGUCUCCUUUCUGUCUCCUUCAGUUGCUGCCGCUGCGGUCGCUGCGUCAUUUGCUGCUGCUGCUGCUGCUAGCAGCAGAACCCCUUAAUUGGGGGGCCCCGGAGGGGCCCCUGGUGCAGCAGAUGGAGUUUAUACUGCAGCAGCAGCAGCUGCAGCAGCAGCUGCAGCAGCAGCAGCAGCAACAGCUGCUGCUGCUGCAGCAAACGGACCUUCUUCCCUCACUAAUGCAGACAGCAGCAGCAGCAGAAGCAACAGGAGCAACAGCUGCAGCAGCAGCAGCAGCAGCAGCAGCAGCAAAAGGAGAAUCGUUGCAGCAGUUGCAGCAACCUCUCACUCCGCUGACUGCCCUGGCAGACCUUUUGCUGUCGCAGCAGCAGCAGCAGCAGCAGCAGCAGCAUCAGCAGCAGCAGCUGCUGCUACUGCUGCAGCAGCAGCAGCAGCAGCCGCAGAAGCAGCAGCAGCUUGGGGGGGGGCCCUCCUCCUCUCAGUUCCAACGCGAAGUGGCAGCGACGCUGCAGGGCCUCAGCAGCAGCAGCAGCAGCAGCAGCAGCAGCAACAGCAGCAGCAGCAGCAGCAGCAGCGGAGGUUUGAUUAGGGAGUUUGCUGUGGGGCCCUAUUAUAUAGACAUCGUCUUAUGGCCCUCUAAACCCUAA